Molecule: messenger RNA, 339 nt
Organism: Penicillium maclennaniae
Lineage: Eukaryota; Fungi; Ascomycota; Eurotiomycetes; Eurotiales; Aspergillaceae
Product: mitochondrial 37S ribosomal uS19m domain-containing protein
Exons: 2
Coding region: 1-339 (112 amino acids)
Biological process (GO): ribosomal small subunit assembly; translation
Cellular component (GO): ribosome; cytosolic small ribosomal subunit
Molecular function (GO): structural constituent of ribosome
Source: RefSeq, a predicted model, not a curated record
AUGUUUCCCACACGAGCCCUACUGGGCCGAUCGGUCUGGAAAGUCUUCCUCUCCCGCGCACCCUUCCCCCGCCGCCAAACACCCCCCCCGAUCCGCACACAGAAGCGCGCAGCUACCAUCCUGCCUAACUUCGUCGGCCUGCGCUUCGCUGUCCACAACGGCAAGACUUACGUGGAGGUCCAGAUUACCGAGGAGAUGGUUGGUCGCAAACUCGGCGAAUACGUUGCGUAUGUCUUCACAAGCCUUCCAGGUGUAACGGUGGUCGUGCUCAAGAUGAUGCUAAUUUGCUGCCUCAGAACCCGCAAGCGCUUCACAUACAAGCAGUCCAAGAACAAGUAA